GUUUCAAAAAUGCACGUACACACGUAGGCUCGCUACGAGCAAUAAUAUUAAGAAGAGUAGAAUUAGGGUUCUUUUUAUUAACCGUAGAGUGAUGAAUUUUACUUCUAAAUGUUUAAGAAAAAAACUCGUGAUUGCUAAAGUAGAUUAGUCGUGGCAAUAUUUUGAAAAUGAUAAGGUUUUUCAGUAGUUUAUUCUUGUUAUCAGUUUUCUGUAGUGCGCUUGCGCAGGAGCUGGUGCCAAAGGAGCAAAAUGAACCAGUCAACGGUAAGAACCCUCGGGAGCGGGAACCAUUCAAAAAUCCGGAUUUGGAGAUCUUUAAAAAAUUAUUCGUGAAACGAAGAAAAGAACAUAUGGAGGCAAUUAAAGGUCUCCUCAAAAUGGAAAGUUAUGAACGCCGAUAUAAAAUGAUAUCAGUUAUGACCGAAAAAGUAUACAACGUUAUUGAAACAAAAAAGCAUGUUUUGGAAAAAGCAGGGUUUGUUCCAAAUAAUAUUUCCUUUCCAAAGGAAACAGAAAUCAAAGAUGCUCUUUCGAGUAUUCUCGAAAACACAGCCCUUUUCGGAGACAUAGUUCUACAUAUUCCGGACAUCAUGCACAGAAUUUUGAAGCAACAACCUAUGUGGCAUUCGAUAAUGAGAUGGUCUUUUAGUUUUGUGAGUCAAAUGAGACACCUUUUGGAUAAAUCAACAUUCACGAUGCUCCACUUGGCGGAGCAGGAGCUUCAAUUUGUUCCUCGGGAUCCAAACUACGUCAAUCCGUAUUGGACGAAUCCAUCUGAAGAGGCAAAUAACAAAAAGGCGACCUUCAAGAAAGAAAAACGAAAAAAGGAACCGAGAAUCACGAGAAUUGAAUUGUAAAUAGUGUUAAGUCCAUUCCCCGGAUGUCUAAUUAUAACUGAAAUUUAGAGGAAAAGAGAGAAAACACAUUUAAAAUUAAAAAGUUUUUAAUUAAAUUUUGGUUUAAAUUUAUCGAUUUGGAAUUUUUAUAAUUUUAGUGAUAUUUAGAAUUUGAACUUACGAAUAAAAACCUUUUAAUUAAAAAGCCUUCGAGCGAGAAUACUGAACUAAUUUCUAAAUUCAAAAUUAAUGGUCUGAAAAUACCAUAUUUACAUAAAAAUGCUCAAAUGUUCGUAAGUCGAUAUUUUAAUUUCACUCACUGUCCAUUUAAUAUUGUAUGAUAUAUCCUAUAGUCUGAUACUAUUUCUACGUUUUUACUAUUUCACAAUCAAAUAUCUGCGAUUCGUCAAGUGUUUAGAAAUUGUAGACACAAUAAUUUUUUAAUAUUUAAUUUUAAGCUAAAGUCGUGUGAGACUUCGUAAAUUUUUUCCGUUUGCAGGCGCGAAAUACUUUCAAAUUGGUAUCAUGUGUUACGAAAUUUGACAGGCUUUCUCAAAUGCCAGAAAAAUAACCAAAAUAUUGAUAACAGUAUAUUGCGCUACAGUGCGGAAAGUA
Molecule: messenger RNA, 1451 nt
Organism: Belonocnema kinseyi
Lineage: Eukaryota; Metazoa; Arthropoda; Insecta; Hymenoptera; Cynipidae
Product: coiled-coil domain-containing protein 134-like
Exons: 3
Coding region: 168-857 (229 amino acids)
Source: RefSeq, a predicted model, not a curated record